Molecule: messenger RNA, 990 nt
Organism: Heteronotia binoei (common prickly gecko)
Lineage: Eukaryota; Metazoa; Chordata; Lepidosauria; Squamata; Gekkonidae
Product: olfactory receptor 51G2-like
Exons: 1
Coding region: 1-990 (329 amino acids)
Biological process (GO): G protein-coupled receptor signaling pathway
Cellular component (GO): membrane
Molecular function (GO): G protein-coupled receptor activity; olfactory receptor activity
Source: RefSeq, a predicted model, not a curated record
AUGCUAAGCCCCAAUGGAACCGAGGGCAGGCCUUUCCUCUUCUUCCUCACGGGGUUCUCUGGACUCGGAGUUGGCCGUCAGCUCUGGCUCUGCAUCCCCAUCUGCUUCAUGUAUCUCGUUGCUCUUUCCGGCAACGGCCUGAUCCUCGUAGUGGUCAAGCUGCACCCCUGCCUCCACGAGCCCAUGUACCUUUUCCUCUCCAUGCUGUCUCUCACCGACCUGGGCUUAUCCGCUUCCACCCUGCCGACGGUCCUGCCGAUCUACACCUUUGGCUCCAGGGAGAUUUCUGCCGACGCCUGCCUGGCCCAGCUCUUCUUCAUCCACACCUUCUCCAUCAUGGAGUCCUCCGUGCUGCUCGCCAUGGCCUUCGACCGCUUUGUGGCCAUACGGCACCCUCUGAGAUACGUCUCGAUGCUGACCCGCGUGAGGAUUGGGGGCAUCGGGCUGGCCGUCAUCCUGAGAGGGGUUGGGCUUCACGUCCCGGCUCCCAUCAUGCUGAAAAGGCUGCCCUACUGCAGGAGCCGCCAGCUGUCCCACUCCUACUGCCUCCACCCAGACGUGAUGAAGCUGGCCUGUGCAGACACAACACCCAACAGCAUGUACGGCCUCUUUGUCCUCCUCUCGACUCUGGGCUUGGACGCCCUGCUCAUCGUCCUCUCUUACAUCCUGAUCCUCCAAACCGUGCUGAGCAUCGCCUCUCGUGAGGAACGCUCCAAAGCCCUGAGCACUUGCGUCUCCCACAUCUGUGCCGUCCUCCUCUUCUACACGCCCCUCAUCAGCUUGUCCAUGAUCCAUCGCUUCUGGAAGAAGAGCCCCCACCACACCCGCCUCCUCUUGUCCUACCUCCACUUCCUGCUCCCGCCAGUGCUGAAUCCCGUCGUCUACAGCAUCAAAACCCAACAGGUCCGAAAGCAGAUCAUCCGGUUGUUCCACCAAAAGAAUCCGACAAGGCGCAGGAUGGAGCCUUUUGGGCUCCCUGCAGAGAAGUAG